UUUCAUCCGAGGGAUGCAAGAUCUCUCUCGCCUGCCCGGAUGCGUUACACGCGCUGGCAAAGCGCUCGGUGCUGGGACGGGUGUCGGUAGCAGCAAUGCUGAAAGAGGAGGGCGUGUGCGUUACGAGCGCCCCGAAAGACAGCUAGCGUUUUUCAAACUUCUCUUCGAACCGUCGCUGAAAGUCGCAGGAGCCAAACACGCUUUGGAAGCCAUUGCGCACGUGUUUGGUCGCGGGGGUUUGGAGGAAUUUGCAUGACAAAAAGUGCCCAGGGAGGGUCCGAGGAGCAGAGGCCGUGUGUCAGUUGAAGGCUGGGUUGUGGCACGUCGGCAUCUCCAGCAAUUCCUUCUUUCCUGGCCAAGGUCAAGCUGUACGUUUGUCUGGAGCUCGGAUCCCUGGUGAAAUGGUUGCUCUUCCCACCGCUUUUCCCGCAGGUUAUGGAGACUGGAACUCUGGGACGAACCGAGGCUAUGAGGGAUACAAUUACGGUUAUGGAUACGGCCAGGAUAACUCGGGCAGUUAUGGAUACGGCAUGGCGACUUCCAACUCCUGGGAAAUGGCCAACUCGGACGUUGACAUGAACCCCGACGCCUCCGGUGGCGGCAACGCGGACGCCGUCAUAGCGAAAAUGAACCAGCGCUUGGACAUGGUGUCGCACCUGGAUACGGACACGAUGCAAGGAGGACACUACAGCUCUGGCGGAGACAGGUACGAUUCGUACGAGUCCUACGACUCGAGGUCUUCCCUGAACGAGCGUGAUCUGUACAGAUCCGGCUACGAUUACGGCGAGGCCGAACACGACAACGACAACGCCUACGAGGGUCACUACGACAACUUCUACGGGAACCGCAGGGACCAGUACCAGAACAGAGCGCGGGACAACUUUGGCCAGCGGGGUCAGAACUGGGCCAGAGACGGGCGCAAUAACAGACCCAUGGCGUCUUCGUACUCCGGGCGCAUGGGCGGACAGUGGAACGAGCCGCCCCAGUCGAUGGGAGCGCGGGGCCUCGGCCCCCACGGCUCCUCCAGGCUCCCGUCGCUCUUCUCCCACAACAUUAUCCCCGAACUCAGCAUGUUCCAGGGAAUGCGAGGUUUCUCUGGAAACAUGCGCUUUGGAGGAGGCAUGAUGAAGCAACGAAUGAGGAGAAACUGGAAAAUGUGGGACUCGGACUUUAAACUGCAGAAAAAGAAAAUCAAAAAGGACCCUACCGCGAAGAAGCGAAAGCAAACAAACAGCUCGGAUGAACCUGACAGCAAGGCGGCAAAAACCGACGGCUCCGAUAACUCGGAUUCUGACAACGAGGAGGGAACCGAAGGAGAAUCAGGAGAAAAAGAGGAGAAAGAGGGCUCCAGAGGUGAGGGGGAAGAUGAAGAAGGAAAAGAUUCUGAGAAAGGUGCUUUAACAAUUCAAGAAGAGAUCAGUCAAAUCAAACGCAAAUUGCAGGCGGGCAAGAAAACUCAAGAGCGGCAAAAGAAGAGGCAUCGGGAUCGCAUGGUAGAAAGCUGUCUCGGCAGGAUCCAGUUUGUUUGUUCGUUAUGCAAAUACCGGACCUUCUACGAUGAUGAGAUGAACAGUCACCUGGAGAGCAAAUUCCAUAAGGAACACUUCAAGUUUGUUGGGACCAAGCUGCCUCAACAAACAGCUGACUUCCUCCAGGAAUACGUUGCUAACAAAACUAGGAAAACCGAAGAGCGUCGUAAAGCAAUCGAAGACAUUAACGCAGUCAUUCAACAGAUUUAUAGGGACCAAGAUCUUACACAAGAUGUUGGCAUGGAGCAUUUUAUCAAGAAGGUUGAGGCUGCUCACUGUGCUGCUUGUGACCUCUUCAUCCCGAUGCAGUACGGCAUCAUCCAGAAACACCUCAAGUCCCUUGACCAUAACCACAACCGCAGGGCCAUGAUGGAGCAGUCCAAGAGAUCGUCGCUAGUAGUUGCAAGAAGUAUUCUCAACAACAAACUAAUCAGUAAGAAACUGGAGCGCUACUUGAAGGGUGAGAAUCCCUUCACAGAUGACCCAGAAGAAAAAGAGGAGCAUGAGGAAGGAGAAGGGGGAGCCAGUGGAAACGCGGAGGAAGGAACAGCUGAAGGGGCCGAUGAAAACAAGGAUGAUGAGGAAAAUCAGGAGGAAGAAAACCUGGAUGAUGAAAACAAGGAUCAUGAAGAGAACCCCGAAGCGGAAGGAGCUGAAAAUGAGGGGGAGCAAGAGGAGACAGGGACAGAGACAGAGGUAGAGGCACAGCCAGAAGCACAAACACCGGUGGAACUGGACGCAGAAGACAUGGAGGAGCAGACUUCACAAGCUGCGGAGGAAUCCCUCCCCGAGGAAGAAGAGCAGCAACUGGUAGAAGGCGAAGAGGAAGAAUGCCAAGAAGCAGAUGCUGCACAAGAGGAUGAGCAGGCCGAGUAAACUCUGGGGAAGCCGAUGUGUAUAAGACCUGACGUCCAUUUUUUGGUUUUUGUUUUUUUUAACAUAACUGUACCUGUGAAUUUCAUAGCACAUAUUUUGGGUUAUCAUUCUACUAAACUCACGUAGGCAGUGGAAGCCUUUAUCUGUAAAGUGAUUUUUGGAAAAUAGAUUUUUUUUUUUUUUUUUUACACACCAAAUCUUCAUUUUCAGUAGCUAGGUUUUGUGCAGUCUCUGUUUUUAGAUGGCUCUGUACUAGGAGAAUUUCCUUUUGAGCAUGUGUACAAACCAGUGCUACAUCACAAUCUGGCAAAUUAAACCUCACCUCUUCCCCAUGAAACUUUUAUAUAUUUAACAAAGAUGUGGUUUGCCCCCUUAGCCUGUCUGUCUGGAAACAUCAGGAGUUCGGUUCCGGGGUUUUAAUUUCUGCAGUGUAUGCUGUAAGGUUCUGCAUAAUUUCCAUGUGAGUGUACUACUCCUCCCCAUGUUUUACUCUUUCUUUUAAUGCAGAGCAAAACUAAGUGGUGUCAACAUUGUAUUGUUUGUAAAAUGCUUUCAUUUAAAGGUGAAUGUUUGGUGGGUGGAGAUAAAGGACUACCUUGAGAUUA
Molecule: messenger RNA, 3010 nt
Organism: Dromaius novaehollandiae (emu)
Lineage: Eukaryota; Metazoa; Chordata; Aves; Casuariiformes; Dromaiidae
Gene: AKAP8L
Product: A-kinase anchoring protein 8 like
Exons: 13
Coding region: 402-2405 (667 amino acids)
Cellular component (GO): nuclear matrix; nucleus
Molecular function (GO): DNA binding; protein kinase A regulatory subunit binding
Source: RefSeq, a predicted model, not a curated record